Fimicolochytrium jonesii is the source of this 435-nucleotide messenger RNA. RefSeq lists its product as uncharacterized. NCBI's taxonomy places the organism in Eukaryota, Fungi, Chytridiomycota, Chytridiomycetes, Spizellomycetales, Powellomycetaceae. Gene Ontology annotation, molecular function: nucleic acid binding. The transcript has a single exon. The record is from RefSeq and is a predicted model, not a curated record. The annotation marks the transcript as partial.
GGGGUUGGACCUAUCCAUGUCGUCAAAGGCAAGGUCAACAGCAAGUAUUAUUGUGACAAUAUCCUUGACGAUAAAUUUUUUCUCUGGUGGAGAACAAACCAAGAAUGGAAUCCAGCACUCGUCUUUCAAGAGGACGGAUCACCCCCCUCUACAAGCAAGCUAACCAGAGCCCACAAAGCCGCAAAAAAUCUGCCACUCCUUCCUGACUGGCCACCUAGCUCUCCGGACCUCAACAUCAUUGAGCGGCUGUGGUGGAUUCUAGAAACAAAACUGCGGCAGAGGAAUCCACUGCCCACUGGAAAGCCUUCCUUGGCAGCUGCACUGAAGGAGGAAUGGGCCAAGAUCCCGCUGGAAAUGGUCCGCAACCUAUAUCGACAGUGUGAAAGGAGGACCCAUGCGGUGUGGGAAAGUGGCGGCGGAGCUACAAAGUACUGA